This is a messenger RNA of Auxenochlorella protothecoides, 282 nucleotides long. RefSeq lists its product as hypothetical. The transcript has a single exon. The coding region runs from base 1 to 282 and encodes 93 amino acids. Lineage: Eukaryota; Viridiplantae; Chlorophyta; Trebouxiophyceae; Chlorellales; Chlorellaceae. The record is from RefSeq and is a predicted model, not a curated record.
AUGGAUGUUCCUUUUUCCAUCUCGAUGAUCUGGAGCCUCGACACCUCCAGCAAGAAACCAAUGCAAGAGCGCAAUAAAUCAACAAAUGGGAUUCCUCAGCACUGGGGGCCAUGUGGGAGGCCGCGCUUGCCUGCAAUUCCACAAAGGUCACAGACACAUCGGUCUGGUUUGAGCAGGCGCCGGCGCCAUCAAAAUCUCAACAUACAGCAUCGGGCGCGAUGUCCACUGGCAUCGCAGCAGGAACCCCCCAAAUCGGGGCAUUCAGCAAUGCAGCAUACAUGA